Molecule: messenger RNA, 699 nt
Organism: Schistocerca serialis cubense
Lineage: Eukaryota; Metazoa; Arthropoda; Insecta; Orthoptera; Acrididae
Product: sodium-coupled monocarboxylate transporter 2-like
Exons: 4
Coding region: 8-622 (204 amino acids)
Biological process (GO): sodium ion transport
Molecular function (GO): symporter activity
Source: RefSeq, a predicted model, not a curated record
CCUAAUAAUGCAGGGCAUCGUGCUGGUUGUGGGCGCCAUCACCGUCGCGUUAGUCUUGGUCGUCGAGAAACUGAGCACCAUACUUGAGCUGGGAUACAGUGUCAGCGGCGUCAGCAAUGGAGCACUGCUGGGACUCUUCUCGUUUGGCAUGCUGGUACCUUCGGCGAACACCAAGGGUGCUCUGGUUGGCAGUCUGUUGGGCAUGGCGGUGGUGGCAGUCAUUAUGUCAGGGGCUCAGAGCGCCCACGCCAUGGGCCGCAUGAGGUACCCCUCGCUGCCUACCUCCGUCGAAGGCUGCCCUGCCAACUUCACAUCGGUCAUCGAAACCGUCACACCGUCAAGUACUCCAAGCCCAGUGACGGACGAGGUGCCACUGUUGUUUCGGCUGUCGUAUCUCUACUACACACUGGUAGGCGCCGUCGUCAUGGUGACGGUGGGCUGGGCGGUCAGCCGGCUGACGGGUCCCCUCAAACCAGGGGACGUGGAGCCGUCGCUGCUGGCGCCUAUGGUCCGGCCCAAACACCUGCGCUGGAAAAAUUGCGCCGUCGACGCCGACCCGGCGGUCCGAGUUGAGCUGCUCCAGCAGGCGAAGCAGCAACCCGAGACACACGGAGCGGCCUAAUGUGUCAACACACGACGACGAGGAUGCGGCAACCUUGCCGAGGGUUCCUAUACUCUGCCAGCCGUUUGCCUGACAUG